GGUGUAGCUGCCAUCGCUAGGCGAACCCGACCUUCCGCUUUCGCAAGAAAGAAAAGGAGGGGGAGCCGGGGAAGCAAAGCACAGAGGCGGCCGCCGCAGAGCAGCAGCAACGACGCAACCUGCCAAUCACAGGAGCCGACACAGAGGAGGAGCGAGGCCGUCCGCCGCAGAUCUGUUGUUGCGCUAGGGCUUCGGCGAGUAGGAGGAGAUGGACGUGGUGAAGGCGGCGCAGCUGUCGGGGCGGGCGCUGGAGCGGGUGGUGGUGCACCCGCUGGUGCUGCUCAGCAUCGUGGACCACUACAACCGCGUCGCCCACGACACUCGCAAGCGCGUCGUCGGCGUGCUCCUCGGCACCUCCUCCCGCGGCUCCGUCGACGUCACCAACUCCUACGCCGUGCCGUUCGAGGAGGAUGACAAGGAUCCGAGGAUCUGGUUCUUGGAUCACAAUUACCAUGAGUCGAUGUUCUCCAUGUUCAAGAGGAUCAAUGCCAAGGAGCAUGUUGUUGGCUGGUACAGCACUGGUCCAAAGCUAAGGGAGAACGACUUGGAUAUCCAUGCGUUGUUCAACAGUUAUGUUCCUAAUCCUGUCCUGGUGAUUAUUGACGUUCAACCCAAGGAGUUAGGAAUACCCACCAAAGCAUACUAUGCUGUGGAAGAGGUUAAGGAGAAUGCUACUCAGAAAAGUCAGAAAGUGUUUGUCCAUGUUCCUUCGGUAAUUGCUGCACAUGAAGUUGAGGAAAUCGGAGUUGAGCACCUUCUGAGGGAUGUCAAGGACACAACAAUAAGCACACUUGCAACAGAGGUCACUAGCAAGCUUGCAGCCUUGAAAGGACUUGAUGCAAGGCUCAUGGAGAUCCGAAGCUAUUUGGAUCUUGUAAUUGAAGGGAAGCUCCCACUGAAUCAUGAAAUUUUGUACCAUUUGCAGGAUGUUUUUAAUCUGCUUCCCAAUCUCAACGUAAACGAGCUGAUUAAAGCUUUUGCAGUGAAAACAAAUGAUAUGAUGUUGGUCAUAUACCUGUCUUCUCUGAUCCGAAGUGUUAUUGCCCUCCACAACUUGAUCAACAAUAAGAUGCUAAACAAGGAGCACGAGAAGGCUGAGGAUUCGAAACCAACCGCCAUUCCUACUGCUGCUGGGAGCUAAAUGUACUUGCGACACAUGUUAGCAGGGUUGCGCUCGAACCAAAUGCCUUGACCUUGAAUGGACAUUUUGAUGUUUAUUUCAUGUACGAUAAGGUCAACCGCAAGAGACGUUUUACAUUGGUCUGACCUUUUUUUUUUUUUUUGUCAUACCUCAUAGUUUUUCUGUAGAUCUCGUACUACUUCAUGUGAUGCAUCAUGUUCCGUGAUGUAGACUUUCUUAUGAUUGAUUUGUAGUAAAUCUAUGUCAUGCAAGCGAGAACCUUUUUGA
This is a messenger RNA of Phragmites australis (common reed), 1408 nucleotides long. Its product is annotated as 26S proteasome non-ATPase regulatory subunit 7 homolog A-like. The record is from RefSeq and is a predicted model, not a curated record. Gene Ontology annotation, biological process: proteasome-mediated ubiquitin-dependent protein catabolic process. Gene Ontology annotation, cellular component: proteasome regulatory particle; proteasome complex. Gene Ontology annotation, molecular function: protein binding; metallopeptidase activity. Bases 209 to 1141 code for a protein of 310 amino acids. Lineage: Eukaryota; Viridiplantae; Streptophyta; Magnoliopsida; Poales; Poaceae. The transcript is spliced from 10 exons.